AGCACGUGCUUCGUCUGCUUAAUGGUUAAUACACCUCUGUUGUGAAAGUCGGUGGUUUUUGAUCUCAGAUAGGCACGCAACUCUGAGCAAGUUCUGCUGGGCUUGGGAUUUACAUGUAUCGGAUUGCACUGCUGAUAUUAAUCCAUUUGAAAUGAUCCUUAGCUGUAGAAGAGAUUAUUAGGGGAACUUCUUGGCAUGCUUUUUAGAUCUUCGAAGAGGGUGUGGUGUGUACUGACACACAGAAAUUGGCAUCAGCACAUGUGCUGAGGGAUCAGAGUGAAAUGGCCAAUGGCUUUCUUAUGGAAGUAUGUGUUGAUUCAGUGGAAUCUGCCAUUAACGCUGAAAGAGGAGGUGCUGGUCGCCUUGAAUUAUGUGCCAGUUUAAUGGAGGGUGGAACUACACCAAGUAUUGGUCUUUUGCAAGUAGUGAAGCAAUGUACAAAAAUCCCUAUAUUUGUGAUGAUUCGCCCCCGUGGUGGAGAUUUCCUUUAUUCUGACCGGGAAAUAGAGGUGAUGAAAGCUGACAUCCAACUUGUCAAGCAGUAUGGAGCGGAUGGGCUGGUAUUUGGAGCUUUGACUGAAGAUGGCUAUGUAGACAUGGAACUCUGCACGGCACUGCUUGCUGCUUCUCGCCCUUUGCCAGUCACCUUCCAUAGAGCUUUUGACAUGGUCUGUGAUCCUGUAACAGCCAUGGAAACACUGAUAUCCAUAGGUUUUGAACGGGUGCUAACUAGUGGUUGUGACAGCUCUGCCCUGGAGGGGCUGCCCUUGAUAAAGCGGCUGAUAGAACAGGCAAAGGACAGGAUUAUUAUUGUACCAGGGGGAGGCAUAACAGAGAGAAACCUACAAAGAAUUUUAGAAGGCUCUGGUGCUUCUGAAUUUCACUGCUCAGCUCGCUCAGCCAAGAACUCAAGCAUGAAGUUCAGGAACUCCAGUGUUAAGAUGGGAACCUCUCUCUCUGCACCUGAGCAUUCUAGCAUGGUAGCAGAUGUGACUAAAGUGAGGACCCUGAAUGCCAUUGCAAAGAACGUCCUGUAGAAAAAGAAGAGGAUAUGGGACAGGAAGACCUACUAUCGCCUGACUUCCCCAUUCCUUAAGUGUAGACAUUUCAGUAGCGUUUGGAUGAGUCCAGUGAAGAUGGUGAUGUGGGUGUUUUUCCUCUUCCCACUUCCUAGUCUUCAUUCAAGCAGUCUUUUCACUAAAUAGUGUGACAUCAUUUGUCUAUGAGGAGCAAACUCGAGGGAGGCAUGAUACUAGCUAAAGAGGCAUUCAUCACUGGGUGAAACUCCUUUUAGACUUUUACUUUUCAAAUAAAUGAUGAGGCUGAUUUUCA
Messenger RNA from Notechis scutatus (mainland tiger snake), 1332 nucleotides. The record is from RefSeq and is a predicted model, not a curated record. Lineage: Eukaryota; Metazoa; Chordata; Lepidosauria; Squamata; Elapidae.